CCAUGGCCUCCCCUCUGCGUCCCGUGCCGCCGCAGCCCGCCCCGCGCCGCCCUCCGCCCGCAGCUCCAGUGGGCCAGGACACGAGCGACGUCCUGCAGCAGAUCAUGGCCAUUACGGACCAGAGCCUGGAUGAGGCUCAGGCCAGGAAGCAUGCUCUGAACUGCCAUCGGAUGAAGUCCGCCCUCUUCAGUGUGCUCUGCGAGAUCAAGGGGAAGGCCGCCGUCAGCAUCCAGUAUCAGGAAGAGGACCCUCCCGACGCUCAGCUGCUGAGGCUGGACACCAUGCUGCUGGCUGAGGGUGUGUCCAAGCCAGAGAAGAGAGGACGAGGAGCAGCAGCAGGCAGCACAGCAACACCAGGUGGCUGUCCAAAUGACAAUAGCAUUGAGCACUCAGACUACAGGGCCACGCUGUCCCAGAUCCGACAGAUUUACCACUCUGAGCUAGAGAAGUAUGAACAGGCCUGUCGAGAGUUCACCACACAUGUCACCAACCUUCUCCGGGAGCAGAGUAGGGUGAGGCCUGUGUCCUCCAGGGAGAUGGAGCACAUGGUGGGCGUCAUCCACAGCAAGUUCAGUGCCAUCCAGAGGCAGCUGAAGCAGAGCACCUGUGAGGCUGUGAUGACCCUGCGUUCACGGUUCCUGGAUGCCAGGCGGAAGAGGCGGAAUUUUAGCAAGCAGGCUACCGAAGUGCUGAAUGAAUAUUUCUAUUCCCAUCUGAGCAACCCUUACCCUAGUGAAGAGACCAAAGAAGAGCUUGCCAGGAAGGGUGGCAUCACCGUGUCCCAGGUCUCUAACUGGUUCGGCAACAAAAGAAUCCGGUACAAAAAGAACAUGGGCAAGUUUCAGGAAGAAGCCACCAUGUACACGGGGAAAACAUCCACAGCCACCAAGGCCUGGGGCACAGGGGUUCAGGCCAGCUGCCAGUCCACACCCAGCCCAGCUUCCUGUGGCCCCUUCCCACUGACAAGUGGGGGUGACAUGGUUCUCGCCCUGCGGACCCUGGCCUUCCUCCAGCCCCCACCGGGGGAAGUGUGCCUACAGCCCCUGGCCCAUGGUAGCUGGCAGAAGGCCACCAUUCCACAGCGAGCCUCAUCACCUGCUGGAGACUCUGGCAGUGUCAACUCAGAUGUGUCUAACUAAGUUUGGGAGCUUGGCAGAAUGCCACGGAUGACUGGCCCUGUGUCCUGCUGGUUACCUCAGGAGCCUGGCUGUGGCCCUGCCUUUUUUCCUGGCCACUCAGCUCCCCGCCUUGGUGUUACUGAAUGACUGACAGUGGAUUGCUCGUCUAGGGCUUGUUUCUAGCGCCCCAUUAAAGUUUUUGACCUGUUUGCAUUCCGGUGUUUCCAGUCCAGGCUUUCUAGGUAACAGGUAACCCUGGACACCAUCACCAACUCCAAGGCCUCCUGCUGACUCAGAAUGGGCUUGCGUUUGUUUGAGGCUCUGUUUUAACUGUUCUGAUGUUUAGUUUGGGAGUUUUGAGAUUU
Messenger RNA from Psammomys obesus (fat sand rat), 1483 nucleotides. It is a transcript of the gene Pbx4, whose product is annotated as PBX homeobox 4. Gene Ontology annotation, cellular component: nucleus. The transcript is spliced from 8 exons. NCBI's taxonomy places the organism in Eukaryota, Metazoa, Chordata, Mammalia, Rodentia, Muridae. Gene Ontology annotation, biological process: animal organ morphogenesis; embryonic organ development; neuron development. Bases 3 to 1139 code for a protein of 378 amino acids. Gene Ontology annotation, molecular function: DNA-binding transcription factor activity, RNA polymerase II-specific; RNA polymerase II cis-regulatory region sequence-specific DNA binding. The record is from RefSeq and is a predicted model, not a curated record.